This is a messenger RNA of Crotalus tigris (Tiger rattlesnake), 2162 nucleotides long. RefSeq names its product V-set and transmembrane domain containing 2B (gene VSTM2B). Bases 652 to 1530 code for a protein of 292 amino acids. The record is from RefSeq and is a predicted model, not a curated record. The transcript is spliced from 5 exons. Lineage: Eukaryota; Metazoa; Chordata; Lepidosauria; Squamata; Viperidae.
GCAGGCGCAAAGCAGAGCGGAAGAGAAAGAGGAAUAUUGCAGAGAUAACGCGUCUCCUUUGGAAGAAAAAAAAAAAACCCUAGAGAGGGCGGAGGGGGGGGGGAAGCCAAAGCAUCUUAGGUCUCCCUCGAAGAUACGACCUCAGAUGGGUCUAGCCAGCCGCUUCUGGCUUUCUUCCUUCUCUUUGGACGCCAGGAAACCCCAUCCGACACAAGGAAGUUGAAGCGGGGGCUUCGCCCUAGGCAAAGCGGAGACGGGAGAAAGAAGCCGAUCAGAUUUACCCUUCUGUUCUCGGGAUCCAAGCUUCCAGACCUCAUGACCAUUGGAUUUCCUUGGGGCCACCUGGAUGUGGAUUUAAUUCGAGCUUCCAGAAGCAAAGGAGGGGGGAGGCGAACACCACACUGUUGAGCCGGCUGGACUUGGAAGGGGGUCUUCAUUUUUAUUUUUAGAAGCCGUCUCUGGUUUUGUUUUGAUGAUGAUGAUGAUGAUGAUGAUGAUUUAACAAAAUCCCGGACCGGUUCGGUCGCCACCUCUCCGUCUAGCUCUACAGUUUGCCAUGGGAUUGAAGAUUUCCUAGCCUGGCGGUGAGGACCACUCCUCCAAUUUUUUUCCCCUCUUGUUCAUUUGCACCUUAAAGGAUACAUAUAUGAGAUGGAAAAUCGAGGGCUGUUCAGUGCCCUGUGUUACUUGAUGCUCCAUGCUCCCUUGAUGGUCCUAGUCCAGGCUACCUUUACCGAAGUUCCUAAAGAUGUGACGGUUAGGGAGGGAGAUGAUAUUGAGAUGCCUUGUGCAUUCCGGGCCAGUGGAUCUGCCUCUUAUUCCUUGGAAAUCCAAUGGUGGUACCUUAAGGAACCAGCACGAGAGCUUGCACACGAAUUAGCCAUCAAUGGUCCUGGCAGCAGAAGCAAGGCAACCAGUAAAGACGCAACGAAGAUCAGCACGGUGCGCGUCCAGGGCAACGACAUUUCGCACCGGCUGCGGCUGUCAGGGGUCCGGCGCCAGGACGAGGGGGUCUACGAGUGCCGGGUAUCGGACUACGGCGACGAAGACACUCAGGAGCAUAAAGCCCAAGCGGCGUUGCGGGUCGUGGCGCGCUUCUCGCCUCCCGACGUGCAGGCGGCCGAGGCCGUCUCGCACAUCCAGAGCAGCGGCCCGCGGAGAAGCAGCCCGUCCGGGCGAGCCACCGCCGAGCCCGGCCUGGGAGACAAGCGCCUCCUACCGGCGCAGGGCGAAACCGCCGCUGCGGCCGCCGCUUCCUCUUCUCUCUCCUCCUCCUCCUCUUCUUCUUCUUCCUCGGCGUCUUCGGCGUCCUCCGCCGCCUCUUCCUCCGCCUCUUCUUCCAGCCCCGCAACUGUGGCGGCGGCGGCGGCGGCAGCAGCAGCCUCGUCGGCCUCGCCUCGGCCGGGCUCCGCGAUCGUCCUCCCGCAGCAACGAGGAUCAGGUACAGAACCUAUUUAUGCUACUCACUCAUUCUUCUGUACGUUCCUCUUCAUGCUGCAUAAGCUUGUACACUUGUUAUUAAACCACUGAUGGACUUCUUUAUCCAAUAAUCCUCGGCCAAAUGGAUGAGACCACGAUUAGAACAAAGUGAAGAAUGCAACGACCCUCAACAAGAACUACAAUCUUAAAAGAUGGACAGAGAUGGAGAGGAAGCAUGACACAUCCUACAGGGGAAGGGUAAAGCAUAUUUUUGGGGACAUUAUAUGAAAGGUUUGCCACCUGACAUGAUAAAUUUAGUUUUAAGAUCCUGUGGCAUCAAUGCCCUAUUUCACACAAGGUAGCUAUAAUUUUCUCUUUUCCUUUUUUUUUUAACAACUGUUUCCUUUUUUUAAAAAACCUGUCCUCUGAUAAUUGAUUUUGCACGAACUGUUGAACAGGAAGAGACAAAGCUCUUCUAAAGAAAGGUUCUUUUUGAAUAGAAACUUGUGGUUAGAAUUAUUAUUAUUAUUAUUAUCAUUGCCGCCCCCUCCGCUCUCCUCUUUUUAAAUUAUUUCUUUUGAAAACAUUGGUUUUAAAAAAAGGCACAUCUUAACGUGAUGAAUAUUCACUGUCAAUAAUAUUUAUUUUUAAAUAGAAAAAAAAAUAAAAGAUUGGAAACAAGGUAAGACAUUUGUUUAUAAACUGUAUUGUAUAUUGCUGAAUAACAGUUGAAUAAUAAAAAA